This is a messenger RNA of Soboliphyme baturini, 285 nucleotides long. NCBI's taxonomy places the organism in Eukaryota, Metazoa, Nematoda, Enoplea, Dioctophymatida, Soboliphymatidae. The record is from the annotation of a GenBank genome assembly.
AUGCUGCCCCACCACCAGAAUCAGAACGGUGGAAUUGGCGCAUCGAACUUCAUGUCGCGUCUUGUGUCCAUCGCCGGACCAUCGAGUGAAGGGCGUUCGCCAACGACCAAGGAUACGGACACGGAAAUGACCGAUUCACCGCCGGCAACGACCGCUACCGCAAAGUGCUUCUCUCUGGAUUACGACAGUACCGCUGGCGUCAAAGCAGCGAACGUGUAUCGAUUCGGCGGCGGCUCAUUGGACUACUGUAACAACAGAUCCAUGGAGGUAUACCAAUUUUUCUAG